AUGGAGGGCAUUCCAGUUCCUGUACCAGUCUCAACACCAGUAUGCCAAAAAUUCGAAGAAAAUAAUCCUGAAAUUAGUCUUUGCAUGUAUAAAUGGUCCAAUGAAAAUAAACAGCUUGAGUUCCAGUAUAUAUCAGAAAGAAGAAAGAAAAAUUACAAAGAGGUUAAUCUUCUGGUUAUCUCAGAGCCAGAUGAAAUAGAAAAUCCAUGCUCACAUUAUUAUGAAAAAGGGUUUAAUAAACAUGAAUGUUCAGGAAUAAAUGGCGUGCCACAAGAGCCAAAA
Molecule: messenger RNA, 282 nt
Organism: Entrophospora candida
Lineage: Eukaryota; Fungi; Glomeromycota; Glomeromycetes; Entrophosporales; Entrophosporaceae
Source: the annotation of a GenBank genome assembly